Messenger RNA from Acipenser ruthenus (sterlet), 1080 nucleotides. Its product is annotated as mitochondrial inner membrane protease subunit 1. Lineage: Eukaryota; Metazoa; Chordata; Actinopteri; Acipenseriformes; Acipenseridae. Bases 178 to 678 code for a protein of 166 amino acids. The transcript has 7 exons. The record is from RefSeq and is a predicted model, not a curated record. Gene Ontology annotation, cellular component: membrane; mitochondrial inner membrane peptidase complex. Gene Ontology annotation, molecular function: serine-type endopeptidase activity.
UUGUUAUUGGUUUGAGCAGUUCGGCUAUGUUGUUGCUGUGAGGAGGUGAAAUUUGACAUGUACAGGAAUAAGGGGCCACCAGCACGGCGAAAUUGGAUCAAGAUUGGCAUUCUCGGUGUGUCGACUGGCUGCUAAAACAGCAGCUGCCUGCAGAUUUGACUUCUUUCAGGUUUUGCCAUGAUACGAAGGGCUGUUGGAAAGACUUUGGGCUUCGUUGGAUAUACUAUUCAAUAUGGUUGCAUCGCCCACUGUGCUUUUGAAUACAUUGGUGAACUUGUAACGUGUUCUGGACCUUCCAUGCAGCCCACAAUCACAAACUAUGAUGUCGUUUUUUCAGAAAGGUUAAGUCGUCAUUUUUAUCGAAUUGAAAAGGGAGACAUUGUAAUUGCAAAAAGUCCAAGUGAUCCAAAGAUGAAUAUCUGUAAAAGAGUAAUUGGAUUAGAAGGAGACAAAGUCUGCACAAGCAGUCCAUCUGAUAUUUUUAAGACACACACCUACGUUCCAAAAGGACAUGUAUGGUUAGAGGGUGAUAACCUCAAGAACUCUACAGAUUCAAGAAGUUAUGGUCCAGUUCCCUACGCCCUCAUAAGGGGUCGAGUUUGCUUUAAGUUAUGGCCUCUGGAAAAAUGUGGUAGUCUACAAGAGAGUCCAAAUGGGCGCAUUCUUCGAGACGACUAACAGAUUUUCCAUUACGUAUCAGCAUGCUAAGUUUAGGAUUUUAUAAAAUUAUGUUUUAACUGUGUUGCUUUUUAACAAAUAAAACUAUAUAUAUAUAUAUAUAUAUAUAUAUAUAUAUAUAUAUAUAUAUAUAUAUAUAUAUAAUUGUCAAUGUUUUAUACCAGUAUGUAUUACAAACAGUACAUUCUAAAAAUGUUUUUUUUAUUUUUUAUUUUUUUUUAUCUGGAGGCAGAACUAAAAUGAUUAAAACUGAACAAAUACAUAUUAAUAGAAAUCCUGGAAUGUACUGUUUUUGCCAGAUCCCAAUUUAAAUGUCUGUUUUAAUUCUGGUGUACACCCAUAAGAUAUAGACAUCCUGGAUAGAAAUGGUGCACAUAAAAUAUUAAACGAUUAUGUGUUAAA